Molecule: messenger RNA, 1089 nt
Organism: Paramecium sonneborni
Lineage: Eukaryota; Ciliophora; Oligohymenophorea; Peniculida; Parameciidae
Source: the annotation of a GenBank genome assembly
AUGAGUGUUAAUCCAAAAAAUUUUAGUGACCAUAAGUAACAAGGAAGUAAAGAUUCCUAUUCAAAAAUACAUACACCAAUUAAACGAAAAUUAUCUGAAUAUGUAUUAUAGAAAUAAAGCUCUUAUGCAUAAAUACAUAAACCUGAAAGACAAAAACAAAAAUCAAACCCUGAUAUUUUAUAAUUACUUAAGAAAUAUUCAAAGUGUCAUACUAAUCAAUCUUAACAUCAACUUCCUAAUUAAAAGGAUAUUGUUAGCAAUCAAUAAAUAAAAAAACAUAAAACAGUCCAUAAUAAUGAUGCGUCACCUAUUAGAGUUAGUUAAGAAGCCUUGCCAUUGAAAAAUAUUUUAAUUAAUAGAAAGAGAACUAGCAUUAGUGAUAGAGAUAUUACACUUCUAAAGUUGCAAGAAUUAAAAAGGAAAAUUUAAGAAAAAGUUCCUAAUCCUCUUGAAAUUUUGGGACCAGAAACAAAUCCUAUUUCAAACAGAAUUACAUUUUAAGCCUCACUUUAAACAGAGGAAUCUAAAUUAAUAUAAAAAACUAUUGAUACUCCUGGUACAGCAUAAUUUAUGUAAUCAAAUCGAGAUGAUAAUAUGUAAGAACCAAGAAAUCCAUUUGAAAGAAGAAAUUCUUAUUAAGAUAAUUAAACUUUGCAAUAAACAAAUAUCGAUUUAUUUUUUGGAAAAAGAAAACCAUCAUGUUGUGAAGAUAAUUUUAAACCUGUUUAAAAAACAUAAUAAAAUUGUAAACCCUAUUUUGAAUCUAAUAAAGGAGAAGAAUUAUAAAAUAAUAAUUUUACAAAUAGAUUAGAAUGUAGAAAAAUUAUGAUUAUACUUGAUUAAGAUAAAGAAAAGAUAUUAGAUUAAAUAGUUUUGAAUCCUAUUGAAAUUCAUAAUUCUCCUACUAGUAGUGUUUGGGAUAAAGCAUUAAAAAUAGAUAGAUUAGAGGAAUAAUUGGGAAAACAAAAAACAGAAGAAUCUUUAAGUAUUAAAUGCUAAUAAAUUAUAUCAAAAAGAGGAAGCGUCAAAAAUGAAAAUACAUCAUAUUGGAAAUUGAGAGACUUGGAAUUUAAACAGAAAAAGAAAUGA